Molecule: messenger RNA, 774 nt
Organism: Stylophora pistillata
Lineage: Eukaryota; Metazoa; Cnidaria; Anthozoa; Scleractinia; Pocilloporidae
Source: RefSeq, a predicted model, not a curated record
UUCCGAAGAGGUUUGCAAUUUUGAACUCGUAAACUUUGUUGAGAAAUCAUCCAGCAAAAGCACAAAAUGGGUUCUGCUUUAAGUUCAUACAAAUCCAAGAGAAGAGAUAAGAAAGAGUACAAAAGGAAGCUGAGAGAGCAACUGAGAGAAUCGCAAGAAUAUAUAACUCGUCUCCAGGAACAGCUCCAGUGUGAAAAUGAAUUGCUUGAAGCUUUUCAAAGGUCACGCUUCGCUCAUAACGCAGAGCCUGGGACACAGAAGAAUCAGGCAGAUCGCGAAGCCAUUGAAAUGACGAAAGAAAUUGAAGCUUUGGAGCGAAAGCUUUUCUUUGAGCAAAUCGCUCUGAAUCUUACAGAAGAUAGAUGUGAUUUUCUGGAUAACAACUACCGUCUUCUUCACGACAAUGAGACAAACCUUCACUGGCAGAAGUCAUCCUGUCAAACAAACCUGGAAGCUUUGAAAAAGAAACAGGAGGCUAUUCAGUUCAGCCGGUUCAAAGACGAAAAUCCACUGGAGCAGUGGGUCGUUUGCUCGCUUCCUAAUCUUUACUUCGGAAGAGUUGAAACCCUAUCGUCAUGGCAUUAGUGUUCUCUUUGUUGAAAAAAUGAAAAUGAAAACAAUGUUGUGCCUUUCUUUUUAAAUAUUCUAAAUGAAAAUAUUUGUACUAGGUCGUAGGUGAAUCUUAAUGUACCGUCAUCAUAUGAUGUGAGAUGAAACAUUUUUUAUUGAAAUACCCUGUAAAAUUUAAUAAACUUAAGAUGAUUUUUUUGUUCG